Asparagus officinalis (garden asparagus) is the source of this 931-nucleotide messenger RNA. Its product is annotated as probable cellulose synthase A catalytic subunit 1 [UDP-forming]. Gene Ontology annotation, cellular component: trans-Golgi network; plasma membrane. Gene Ontology annotation, molecular function: cellulose synthase (UDP-forming) activity. The record is from RefSeq and is a predicted model, not a curated record. Gene Ontology annotation, biological process: cellulose biosynthetic process; plant-type primary cell wall biogenesis. Lineage: Eukaryota; Viridiplantae; Streptophyta; Magnoliopsida; Asparagales; Asparagaceae. The transcript has a single exon. Bases 1 to 594 code for a protein of 197 amino acids.
AUGCAGAUAAGCAAUUAUGCUGGCUUUUGGUUCAUCAUGCUCUUCGUCUCCAUCUUCACAACUGGAAUCCUAGAACUAAGAUGGAGCGGUGUAGGAAUCGAAGAUUGGUGGAGAAACGAACAGUUUUGGGUCAUCGGUGGCACAUCAGCCCAUCUCUUUGCUGUCUUCCAAGGACUACUAAAAGUCUUAGCAGGAAUCGAUACCAAUUUCACCGUUACAGCCAAAGGUUCAGAUGAUGAUGAAGACUUUGCAGAGCUCUAUGUUUUCAAGUGGACAACCCUUCUUAUACCUCCAACUACUGUACUUGUUGUCAACAUGGUGGGUAUAGUUGCAGGAGUUUCUUAUGCCAUUAACAGCGGAUAUCAAUCUUGGGGUCCUUUAUUUGGAAAGCUAUUUUUCUCGAUAUGGGUUAUUGUUCAUCUUUAUCCUUUCCUUAAGGGUUUGCUUGGACGACAGAAUAGAACGCCGACAAUUGUUAUCGUUUGGUCUAUUCUUCUUGCUUCCAUAUUCUCACUGUUGUGGGUGAGGAUUGAUCCAUUUACUUCUGAUAGCCAGAAGGCUGCAGCAAGGGGACAAUGUGGCAUCAAUUGUUGAUGAUGGAUAGAGACUAAAAUCACGUUUUCCAUUUCAUCAUUUAUUUAAUUGUUGCUGUGGAGUAUCAAGAACAAGAAACAAAAUGCUUUGUUGUAGUUAUAUUUAUUUGGAGUAAUGUAAAUUUAUUUGGAGCCUAUGGAUGAUGUAUCGCUAAGGUUUUUUUUUCCUCUUUCUUUUUUGGGGCAUCUCAAUUUCAUGGUAUGUAGAUUAUAUUCAUUGAUUUGCUCCCUCGGGUGUUUCAAGAUUGUAAGCAUUUUGUUUUAGUUAUAUUGGAUAUGGAGUUGUAAAUUGAUAAGGAGUAUAUUAAUGAUGUAUUGUUAAGAGUUUGUUUGUUGCU